Molecule: messenger RNA, 1119 nt
Organism: Durusdinium trenchii
Lineage: Eukaryota; Dinophyceae; Suessiales; Symbiodiniaceae
Source: the annotation of a GenBank genome assembly
CCUGUUUGACUGCAUCACAAGUGCGUGCCCAAUUCCAUUACUGGAGCUGUCACAUAGAUGGCGCUGCGUUUGCUUUCGGCAGCAUCCGGUGAAAAUGCUGUGGUCUUCAGCGACGAGGAGUUCCAAGCUCUGGUGGAAGAACGGGGCAACACCAUCAAAGCACUGAAGCUGGAACUUGUGUCUCGGGAUCUUGGAUCAAGGUUUCGACUGCGGCUCUUGCAAGCAGAAGAACAUCUGGAGCUUGGUGACGAUGUGGCGAUUGUCCCGCCACUGGUGCUGAAGAUGGUCAGGCUGGCAUUCCUACCAGCAGACGAAGAACGAGAUGAUGAAUUUAUUGACGCUUGUCAGGAAGGACGCCUGGAAGAAGUUGAAAGGAGGCUGCAUCAGCCUCAGGACCCCAACACAGCUAAUACAGACGGCUAUACAGGGUUGCAUGGGGCAGCUGCAGCUGGCCACGUGGAUGUGGUGGGCAUAUUGCUGGAGGCUGGGGCCUCUUGUGAUAGAGCCACAUCUUAUGAAGGUUAUCAUAAAGGCAUAACUCCUCUGCACUGUGCUGCCGCUCAUGACCACUUGCAAGUGGUACGCUUGUUGCUGCAGGCUGCGGCCUCUUCCAACACAGCAGAUGCAGAGGGCAUACCAGCUUUAUAUUUGGCAGCUAAAAUUGGCGACCUGGAACUGGUGCGAUUGUUGCUGGAGGCUGGGGCCUCUUGCAAUCAAGCCUGCUCGCACGGUGGAACUGCUUUGCAUGAGGCGGCUGUGAAUCGUCACCUGGAAAUGGUGCACUUGCUGCUGCAGGCUGGAGCGACAUGUGAUCAUGCAUGGGUCGUGGACCCAGUCGCCGGCUGGACUUCUUUGCAUUGGGCGGCUCGAUGCGGUUACCUGGACGUCGUCCAAUUGUUAGUGGAGUUUGGCGCUACCCGCGAUGCUAGGACUCGGGACGGAGAAACUCCUGUGGAGCUUGCAGCUAAACACGGCUUUCAGGAUGUGGUGGAUUUUUUAAAUGUGGUGGAGCUUGCAGCUAAGCAUGCGCCAGCUAAGAGGCUCAAGAGAGAGCAUGUGUCGGAGUCCUGACUUGUGCCCAGAAAUUCGCUCCCAAAUCCGCAUAGAUCUCAUUGCGCC